GUGAGGUUCACUCAAAAAAUUUGCUGUUAUUUUAAGAAUCUUCUGGCUUUUUGAGCUAGGAAUUCUUUUAACAGCUCAAAAUGAGAGCGAAGUGGCGUAAGAAGCGUAUGCGAAGGCUAAAGCGAAAGCGCAGGAAGAUGCGUGCGAGGUCUAAGUAGACUUCAUCUUCCACAACCUUGCGAGCUACAGGUGGCAAACUAGGACGUGGAUUACAUUUAAUACAUACACAAAAAAUAUUGUCACUUGGUUAUUCAUGUUUUAAUCAUUGACUACAAAAAAAAUAAAAAAUUUAAUUAAA
Tribolium castaneum (red flour beetle) is the source of this 298-nucleotide messenger RNA. It is a transcript of the gene RpL41, whose product is annotated as Ribosomal protein L41. Gene Ontology annotation, cellular component: ribosome. The transcript is spliced from 3 exons. The record is from RefSeq and is marked validated. Gene Ontology annotation, molecular function: structural constituent of ribosome. The coding region runs from base 81 to 158 and encodes 25 amino acids. Gene Ontology annotation, biological process: translation. NCBI's taxonomy places the organism in Eukaryota, Metazoa, Arthropoda, Insecta, Coleoptera, Tenebrionidae.